Messenger RNA from Polyodon spathula (Mississippi paddlefish), 865 nucleotides. Its product is annotated as cilia- and flagella-associated protein 299. The transcript is spliced from 6 exons. The record is from RefSeq and is a predicted model, not a curated record. NCBI's taxonomy places the organism in Eukaryota, Metazoa, Chordata, Actinopteri, Acipenseriformes, Polyodontidae. Bases 6 to 707 code for a protein of 233 amino acids.
CCAAGAUGGAGGACGACAACGCUGCUGGUGCUCUCGAUAACAUCGUCACUGAAUUUAACACUUACGAGGAUUUCUUGGACUCGCAAAUCACUUCGUUGGAUUUAUAUUAUUUAGAGGAUGAGGAGUUGGCCCGCCAGCUGGUGGAGCUGGGGUACAGGGGAAGCGGAGAGGUACUCAAAAGGGAAGAGUUUGAAUCAAGGAAAGCAGCUGCAGAGGCCUCCAGGCUCUCUAAAAGAAGCCAGCAAAAAACACUGGCAAGUGCAGGAAAAGAACUCAAAGAUAACUUCCUGAAAGCCCUGGCACAGCGAGAGGAAGCCAACCGCAGUGGGAAAAUGACCUCCAUCAUUUUCAUAAGGGACCGGAAUUCUCAUGGGCAAGAAAUAUCAGGAUAUAUAGACUACGCCCACAGACUUAAAACAGAAGAAUUUGAACCAUAUUUCAAUGGAAAAAAGAGACUUCUGCCGAGACCAACUGAUCUAAGUUUCUAUAACUGGGAAACACAAGUUUCUACAUCAAAUCCCAGCCCAAACUACCAGGUCAUUGCUGAGAAUUUGUCUGGACUGCUUUUCAAGAACAAGCGGGACAGGAAAAUACUAAAUGUGGAUCCAAAGGUGUCCCCAGGUGAUAAUUCUACACGUACACCUGUACAAACAUCCCUCUACAUCCAAGCUGUGAUCUAUGAUCACAUCACCAGAAGGAAGACCUAACUAAAACAUGGGGCUAAAAUGUGUAGCAAUUAUUUUUAUUAAGUCAUUGCUGGGCAUGAAAUAAAUAACAAAAAAAACAAAAUUAAAUGUGUUUUAAUGAAAAACCCUCACUGUCAUUUGUUUGCUUGUACUGCAGCCUUUUACUUGCAUUCGGUAUU